Messenger RNA from Cutaneotrichosporon oleaginosum, 3898 nucleotides. RefSeq lists its product as uncharacterized. Lineage: Eukaryota; Fungi; Basidiomycota; Tremellomycetes; Trichosporonales; Trichosporonaceae. The record is from RefSeq and is a predicted model, not a curated record.
CAUAUCCUCUCCAACAUUCGCCAUGGUCACCGCCCCGCUCACCGGCUCGGCCUUGAUCAAGGCGCUGAAGGGCGCCUCCGAUCCUCCCGUCGCUGGAGGCCCGACAAAAAUCGCCCUCGCCGCAGCCGCUUGGGCGGACGAAGGCCUCGUCGUGCCGCGCAAGGCCGACGUGAUCCGCGACUGGGUGCUUGAGGCGUGGGCACGGCCAAAGACCGGACAAAGCGCCAUCGCGAACGCAGACUACCACCAGCUCCUUGUGGACGUCUCGAAGGCGUGCGCCGCGCCGGCGCUGGCUCCGCUGUCGCUGCUCGGGACGUACAUCUCGAGCGCGGUGGACGACAACGAGCUUGGCCGGGCCGCCGCUGAGUCUCUUCCGUUGCUAUUUGGCGAAGGCGUCAAGUCGGACGCGUGGGCCGACAUGCUUGGCCGCCUCGUUACGGCCCUCGAGACCGGACCGUGGAACUCGCUGGCGCCAGCAGCGCGGCUCAUCUGCUCCGGCCUCGCUACCUCCCUCCCCACGUCUCCUAACGCUAAGAAGAUCGCGCAAUCCCUCCACGCCAAGCUUCCCGCCGUCGCCGGCGCGCUGCAUGCCCAUCCCCAGUUCAGCGAGGUCAUCAGCCCCAUCCUCCCCGCCCUCUUCUUCCCACUCGGUGUUCUCCAAACCGUCGAGCCAUUGAAGCAGCUGCUCAGUCACCUCCUCCCUCCCUCUCCGUCACCCACCUCGGAAUCGCUGUCACCGGCACUCGGCUUCGUCCCCGUUGCGCUCUCCGCGUUUAUCGACGCUACCAAGCAGCACCAAUACACCCUCUACGGCAAGGCGGACAAGGACAAGCCGCUCGAGGUCUACAUCGCCGACCGCACGCGCGCAGCGGUCAUUCCCGCCCUAGGUGCAGCAUUGGAUCUUCUAAAUCGCUUGGAAGACGGGGCGUUGGCCCGACCCUCCUCUUCCACUGCCGCACCUGCUCUGGGCUUCGCUCUCUGGAGCUCCCGCCUGGCGCUGUGGGAGCGUGUGCUGCAGUGGGGUGGAUACCUCGAGACGGACAGCAAGGCCGCUGCCCUCGUCACCGCCGAGGCGCGCCGUGGCUCGACCGCACUAGCAAUGUACGGUGCCACCGAGGGGCAGGGUGCCGAGGAGGGGUUGGCAGGCCGCGUCCUUCGCACGCUCGACGCGCUCGAGCGGCUUGAUCACGCCCGCUCGGCGCUCGGCACAGAUGUUGUGGGAUGGUGCCUUGCCGCGCCAGAACGGUGCCACCUCCCUGCGAGGACGCUGCUUGCAUCCAUUCUUCGGUAUCACGUCCUCACCCACUCGUUGGAGCAGUACUUUGUGCUCCUCGCGGAUGCUAUCCGCGGUCUUUUCGAUCCGUCUCUGCCAUCCGAGGCUCUCGACCCGUUGUACACCCUCGUGGCGACUGGGCCACUGACGGAGCGUGCCUUCCGCGCCGACCUGAGCGCGGCAGUGCGCGGUGUCAACCUCGGCGGGCGGCGCGGCGCCGUUUGGGCGUCGAUUCUGCGCCUGCUCGCUGCUCGCGCGAGAGAGGGCUUGGAAGGUGCCGAGACCGGAGGGAAGAGGAAGCGCGGAGUGUCCCCAUGUGGUGCGCGCCUCGCCGCUGUCCUCUCCCGCCUUGUCAAGGUCAUGUUGGACGCCAGCGCCCGUGCACGCGCCGGCGACGACGAGGAGGUCGUCCAGGAAGCUGUAGCGGCAUUUGGAGAUGAGUGGCCCGCGGUGGCGGAGGGAAAGAAGAAGCGCAAGUCGAUGGGAGGAGACGAUGCUGCAGAGCUCCUCUUCGCCGCUCGGCUGCGGGUGGCCCGUGCCGCCGGCCUCUUGCACCGUGACGAGGAAUUUAUCACGCGCACUCAGCUCGCGAGCGUCGCCGCGACAUUUACGCUUCCUGAGCUGCGCCUCGAGGCUUUCCACUUCCUGUACACGGCCCUCGCACUCCGCCAAGAGGCUGCAGUGGACAGCGGGGUCAUCGACGCGCUCUUGCCUACCCUCACCGCCUCCUCUAAAAAGGCGUGGAGCGGCCGCGACGCGAACGUCUCAGAGAAGACCCUCGCCGCAGCGGCAUGGACUCUGGCUGCAGAGGGCGGACUUUCCGUCUUCGAAACCGCCCUCCCCGCCCAGCUCGACACAUUGGCCUCGACGAUCGUGGCGCGCACCGGCCCAGUCGAGGAGGAUGAGGGGCUGAGCGUGCGCCGCGCCCUCGCCCGUGUCCUCGGCACCGCCGAAACGUGGGAGCUUUCCUCGCUCCGCGCCGCGCUCCUUCGCGCCCUCGUCACGGCGGCAAAGGAGGGCGGCGGCUUCGCUGUCCUCGCGGCGUCCCCCGCGCCGUGGUUGAGCAAGAGCGCGCGUGGCGCCCUGAUCGCAGCCGCGUACGAGGCGGACGCGAAUGCUGAGCCCGGGACCCGAGACGCCAUCCGAGCCUGGCUUGCGCGCCUGGCGGAGGGAGAUGUCCUCGGCCCACUCACGCAGGCAAGCACGCUCAAGCACCUCCUUAAGACCGCAGCUGGCGCCGAGGACGCGACCCUCGAACUCGUCGCUCUCGGCUUCACCUCCGUGGUGAAAACUGCGGCGCGCGACCCGGCCCCUCUUACCGCCGCGAUCGGCGUCCUGAAGAAGCCUUACAAGGCGAUGGACGUGCGAUCCCGCGCGGCCGCCGCGUUCUUCGACGCUGCCAACCCCAGCGGAUGGGAGGGAGAGCUGCGCGCCGCUGCGGAAUCGCUCGCGUCCGAGGCGAGGAAGAACCUCCCUGCAUCCACCCUCGGCGCCGACCCCGCCCGCCUGCGCGCCCACCUCUCCCUGGCGCGCUUCGAGGCACGCCUCGGCCGCGCAGUAGAAAGCGGUAACCUCCUCCCUGCCGUCUUGGCGUCGCGCGACCCCGCGGCCGCCACCCCCGCGCUGGAAGCCAUCGCGCUCGCCUCGGACACGGACACGACGCUGGCGGCAUACCUCACGCUGCGGUCGUUCGGGGGCACGGCGCUCGACGCCGCCUUCGCGGGCAUCGCAGCGUCCCUCACGGCGGAGGCGUACGCUGCGGCAUUCGCGGCCCUCCUUCCCCUCCUGCCGCGCGCGGGCGCGUUGCGCGCCACGCGCAUCCUCAUCUCCGCGCCCGUCAGCGGGUCUGGGCGCGCGCUCGCCGCCGUCCUCCCCGCCCUCUUGUCAGCGCUCGAGGGCGCCGCGGCCACGCAUGACGCUGCCGUGUUGGAGGAGACGCUGCGCGUCGUUAGCGCGCUCACGGACGACCGCACGGGCCUGCUGCGGCCCACGGACGCGGCCAUCCUCUUCGCCGUGCUCAGCACCAUCCUCCUCCCCGGUGCGGCGCCGACGGCCGCGCCUGACGCCGACAUCGUGCCCCUCGCCCUCGCCCCGCUACUUACGCUCACGCGGCACCGCGGCGACUUGCUUGUCGCGCACCUCCCCAGCGUGGUCGGCACGUUGGCGGCGUUCUUCCCGCUUCUGCAGCGCGCACGAGCGGGGCUGCGGCACAAGGCGCGGCGGCCGUGGUGGUUUGCCAUGGGCACUGAGCAGGUCGCCACUGCGCACGCCGCCCUGCUGGCCCGUACCCUCUCUUCGCUCGCCGUCGCCAAGAUCGGCACGGGGACGCGCACCCUUGCUGGCCCUCUCGCCAAGCAUGCGCCAGCAAUACUUGUCGCUUACGCGCGCGCUGCUAGUGACCCGUGGGCAGCGCUGCCGCCUGCUGUGCGCCGUGAACUCGAACCAGGACUCUUCGCGCUUGCGGACGUCAUUACUGCUGGUGGACGCGCCGAUGGGCGAGGGCGCGAGGGUGAGGGUGUUGGCGUGCCGUUUGGUCUUGGAGAGGCGCACGGCGAAGCUGAGCGUGAAGUUUGGGCCGAGGUGUGGAAGACUUGGGCUCGGAAGAGGUACACUGGCCGUGGAUAG